AAAAAGGCAGAUAGUCGCGACUUUUUUCAUUGAGCAGUAAGGAAAGGAUUACAUCGACGAAAGAGACGUUUUUUCUUAACACAUUUCAAGAUGUCUCUCAAUAUUCCAAAUGCCCCAAACUCUAACCUUUUCAAACAAGGUUAUCAAAAGUACGAAAACCUCCCUAUAUUCUUUCCAAACUGCAGCAGCUAAUCCCCCUCUCAAGCUAUGAUUCCGAAGAUGGAGCAGUUAUUCGUAACAUUGAUGCGUGUCGAACUAUUGCCUCAACCGUUCAGACUUCCUUAGGACCUUAUGGACGAAAUAAAAUUGUCAUCAACCAUCUGCAAAAGAUGAUCCUCACAUCAGACGCCGCCACUAUCCUCCGAGAACUGGAUGUUGUCCACCCCGCUGCGAAGCUCCUUGUCAUGGCGAGUCAGCAGCAAGAAGCAGAGAUGGGAGAUGCUACAAACUUAGUUAUUGUUCUUGCCGGAGAGCUUUUAAAGAAGGCCGAGGAUCUGUUAAGGAUGGGCUUAAAAACCAGUGAUGUGGUUAUAGGUUACGAGCGGGCACAGAAGUUUGCAUUGGAAGAGUUAGAGAACUUGGUGGUAGACAAAGUAGAGGACAUGCGAUCGCAGGCAGAACUCAGCAAAGCCAUUCGAACCGUCAUUGCAAGCAAACAAAACGGCAACGAGGAAUUCUUAGCAAAUAUGGUCGCCGAGGCAGUUUUAGCCGUUCUCCCAAAGAACCCAAUCAACUUCAACGUUGACAAUAUUCGAGUUGUUAAGAUUAUGGGAGGAAGUUUAGAACAAAGUAGGGUGGUUAAGGGUAUGGUUUUCGGCCGUGAGCCAGAUGGAUCGGUCAAGAAGGCUACCAGAGCCAAGGUUGGUGUAUUCUCAUGCCCAAUCGACAUCAGUCAAACCGAGACGAAGGGUACCGUUUUAUUACAUAAUGCAAAGGAAAUGCUGGAUUUCACAAAGGGAGAAGAGAACCAGUUGGAGACUGCUAUCAAGGAACUUUACGAUUCUGGUCUACGAGUCGUAGUUGCUGGUUCUACCGUAGGUGAACUUGCAAUGCAUUACCUCAACCGCUUUGGUAUCUUGGUAAUCCGUAUCCUUAGCAAAUUCGAACUUAGAAGGUUAUGUAGAGUCGUCGGUGCUACUCCACUAGCUAGGCUGGGAGCACCAAUGCCUGAUGAGAUGGGAAGUGUUGAUAUUGUGGAGACCCUUGAGAUUGGUGGAGACAGGGUCACAGUUUUCAGACAAGAGAACGAAACUACCAAAACCGCCACCUUGGUUCUCCGAGGAGCAACAAUGAACCAUCUUGAUGAUGUCGAGCGUGCUGUUGAUGAUGGUGUCAAUGUCGUCAAGGCUAUUACCAAAGAUCCCAGACUUGUACCAGGUGCCGGAGCUACAGAAAUCCAGCUGGUUGAGCGGAUACAAGCAUUUGGUGACAAAACUCCUGGUUUGGCUCAAUACUCUAUCCGAAAAUUUGGUGAGGCUUUCGAAGUUAUUCCAAGGACUAUAGCAGAAAGUGCUGGUCUGGACGCUACGGAAACUCUCAGCAGGCUUUACACUGCUCAUCACAAGCACGAUAACUGGAAUACCGGUGUUGACAUUGAGGUAAGCUCGAUUAAUACAACAUCGCAGAAAGUAUACUAACUCAUGAGUAGAACGAGGACGAUACUGGGACUCUUGACGCAAAGAAGGAAGGUAUUUUAGAUCUUAUGAUCGCAAAGAGCUGGGCUAUCAAGCUUGCUACCGAGGCGGCGAGAACUGUGCUUUCUGUCGAUCAAAUUAUUGUUGCAAGACAAGCUGGUGGUCCAAAACCUCCAGGACCAAACCCUGUAAGUUCACAAGCUUCCCAUGAACGAGUACCCUCCACUAACUGGGAAAGAACUGGGAUGAAGAUUAGAUAUAAUGCAUUAAAAACGCUGGGGAAUGUAAAAUACCAAGUCGUCAUGAAUUAUGAAAGACAAUUUACGAUGCCCAACGAUUCUUCUAA
Molecule: messenger RNA, 1980 nt
Organism: Sclerotinia trifoliorum
Lineage: Eukaryota; Fungi; Ascomycota; Leotiomycetes; Helotiales; Sclerotiniaceae
Source: the annotation of a GenBank genome assembly